This is a messenger RNA of Gossypium arboreum, 609 nucleotides long. Its product is annotated as 21 kDa protein-like. Bases 1 to 609 code for a protein of 202 amino acids. NCBI's taxonomy places the organism in Eukaryota, Viridiplantae, Streptophyta, Magnoliopsida, Malvales, Malvaceae. Gene Ontology annotation, molecular function: enzyme inhibitor activity. Gene Ontology annotation, biological process: negative regulation of catalytic activity. The transcript has a single exon. The record is from RefSeq and is a predicted model, not a curated record.
AUGGCAAAUAUUGGUUCAUACUUUUCAAUAUCAGCUAUCUUCAUUUUUUCCCUGUUUACAACUUCCCCAAGCUUGUGCUUAGCGGCUAGAAAAUUCCUCAGCUCCGAAACAGAUACAAAGUUCAUCAAAACUUGGUGUGAUGCGACAACCUACCCUGACUUGUGUUUCGUCACCUUUUCUAGCUAUGCAGCUGAAAUCCAAGACAGUCCCAAAACAAUAACCACCAAGUCCCUCUUCGUCGCGCUUAACUCAACACGUUCGGCUUCCAAGAACCUUACCGACAUCUCCAAAACACAGGGUUUAAAGCCUAGAGAGACUGAGGCUCUCCAGGAUUGUGUGGAAGAAAUAGGUGAUUCGAUUGAUGAACUCAAAAGGUCUAUCGUUGAAAUGGAUGAGACUGCAGGCAAAAGCUUUGCUUUCCGCAUGAGUGAUAUUCAAACAUGGGUGAGUGCAGCUUUGACAGAUGAAGAUACCUGCAUGGAUGGCUUCUCAGAGACCGCCAUUGAUGGAGAUGUCAAAGCUAAUAUGAGGACUUUAAUUGAGAAAGUUGCACACUUGACAAGCAUUUCCUUGGCCUUUGUCAACCACUAUGCUGGUGCCAAUAAAUAA